CUUCAGAGCAAACCACCUCCACACACCUCCCCCCUGCCCAACUCCUCAGAAUGAUCCCCCAAACACCCCUCGAAAAAGCCACCUACCUCGUAACCUCCCUUGAAGAAUACGGACAAGGCGACUACAUCGGCGAAUCCAUCAGCCAGCUCGAACACUGUCUACAAGCCGCGCACCAAGCCCAGAAUUCAGGCGCAUCCCCCGAACUAAUCCUCGCCGCCCUCCUCCACGACAUCGGCCAGAUCAUCCCCCUCUCAUCCACGAAGGAAGUCCGGAUGAACCUGAAAUCCAACAACGAUAACAAAAGUACCGAGAAUGUCGGCCGCAUGGGCCACGAGACUAUCGGAGCGGAAUACCUUCGUUCACUGGGUUUCAGUGAGAAGGUUUGUCGGUUAGUCGAGAGUCAUGUUCCUGCGAAGCGAUAUCUCACCGCCACAGACAAAGCAUACUACGAGACGUUAUCAUCUGCUUCGAAGAAAUCACUCGAGUUCCAAGGCGGGCCAUUCAAGGGCGCAGAGUUAGAGGCCUUCGAGAGGGAUCCGUUGCGCGAUGGGAUGGUCAAGUUGAGGCUUUGGGAUGAUGCGGCGAAGGUGCAGGGGAUUGAGGAGAGUACGCCGAGGGCGGGGGAGUAUCGGGAUUUGAUUCGGGUGCAUUUGGAGGGGGUUUUGUUAGGGUAGAUGCUCAGGUUUUUGAUGAUUUAUGGUAAGGAAGGAUUGUUAGGGCUAGAAUGAAAGGCAUAGUGUAUAAUGGCGAUGACUACAGUGAGAAAUAUCUGGGAGAGGUGUCUAUCCUGUGAUUAAAGUUAUAAUUCUCAACUUCUGAGAAGCGUGGCUGUAUCCUAAAGUAGGAUUAGCAUGCAAACAUACAAGCUUCAACCCCUCGACACAAGUCAAU
This is a messenger RNA of Aspergillus piperis CBS 112811, 891 nucleotides long. Its product is annotated as HD domain-containing protein. Bases 51 to 674 code for a protein of 207 amino acids. The record is from RefSeq and is a predicted model, not a curated record. The transcript is spliced from 3 exons. NCBI's taxonomy places the organism in Eukaryota, Fungi, Ascomycota, Eurotiomycetes, Eurotiales, Aspergillaceae.